CAUUUCCACCCCAAGACAUACUGCUGUCAGUCACCGUGACUUACUACAGAAGCUGUUGGGGAAUCUUCGUUGGGAAGAGUUUUGUGAUCUGAAAAAGCUCGCUCAGACCUUGUGUGAACAGUAAUGACCUCACGUUUCCGAUUGCCUGCUGGCAGAACCUACAAUGUAAGAGCAUCGGAGUUGGCCCGAGACAGACAGCAUACAGAGGUGGUGUGCAACAUCCUACUUCUGGAUAACACUGUGCAAGCCUUCAAAGUUAACAAACAUGAUCAGGGGCAAGUUCUGUUGGAUAUAGUCUUCAAGCAUCUUGAUUUGACGGAGCGAGACUAUUUUGGUUUACAGUUGGCUGACGAUUCCUCAGAUAACCCAAGGUGGCUGGAUCCAAACAAACCAAUAAGGAAGCAGCUGAAGAAACUGCUUUUAUUAAUUCUAGGAGGAUCUCCUUACAGUUUGAACUUUAGAGUCAAAUUCUUUGUAAGUGACCCCAACAAAUUACAAGAGGAAUAUACAAGGUACCAGUACUUUUUGCAAAUUAAACAAGACAUUCUUACUGGAAGAUUGCCCUGUCCUUGUAAUACUGCUGCCCUUUUGGCUUCAUUUGCUGUUCAGUCUGAACUUGGCGAUUACAAUCAGUCAGAGAAUUUGCCAGGCUACCUCUCAGAUUAUUCUUUCAUUCCUAAUCAACCUCAAGAUUUUGAAAAAGAAAUUGCAAAAUUCCAUCAGCAACAUACAGGCUUAUCUCCUGCAGAAGCAGAGUUUAAUUAUCUGAACACAGCACGUACCUUAGAACUCUAUGGUGUGGAAUUCCACUAUGCAAGGGAUCAAAGUAACAAUGAAAUUAUGAUUGGAGUGAUGUCAGGAGGAAUUCUGAUUUAUAAGAACAGGGUACAAAUGAAUACCUUUCCAUGGUUGAAGAUUGUAAAAAUUUCUUUUAAGUGCAAACAGUUUUUUAUUCAACUUAGAAAAGAAUUGCAUGGAUCUAGAGAAACAUUACUGGGAUUUAAUAUGGUGAAUUACAGAGCGUGUAAAAAUCUGUGGAAAACGUGUGUGGAACAUCACACAUUCUUCCGUUUGGACAGACCACUUCCACCUCAAAAGAAUUUUUUUGCACAUUAUUUUACUUUGGGUUCCAAAUUCCGGUACUGUGGGAGAACCGAAGUCCAGUCAGUACAGUAUGGCAAAGAAAAGGCAAAUAAAGACAGGGUAUUUGCAAGAUCCCCAAGUAAGCCCUUGGCACGGAAAUUAAUGGAUUGGGAAGUAGUGAGCAGAAACUCAUUAUCUGAUGACAGGUUAGAGACACAGAGUCUUCCAUCUCGGUCUCCACCUGGAACUCCUAGUCAUCGAAACUCUGCAUUCACACAAGAGGGAACCCGGUUACGACCAUCUUCAGUCGGACACUUGGUAGACCAUGUGGUUCACACUUCCCCAAGCGAAGCAUUUGUGAAUCACAGAUCCCCGUCAUCAACACAAGCCAACAGCAUCGUUCUGGAAUCGUCACCAUCACAAGAGACGCCUGGAGAUGGGCAGCCUCCAGCUUUACCACCCAAACAAUCGAAGAAAAACAGUUGGAACCAAAUUCAUUAUUCACACUCUCAGCAAGAUCUGGAAGAUCAUAGUAAUGAAACAUUUGAUGUUCCAUCUUCUCCAGAAAAAUCUACUCCUAACGGUGGUAUUCCACAUGAUAAUCUUGUUCUAAUCAGAAUGAAGCCUGAUGAAAAUGGAAGAUUUGGAUUCAAUGUAAAGGGAGGAUAUGAUCAGAAGAUGCCUGUGAUUGUGUCCCGAGUAGCACCAGGAACACCUGCUGACCUCUGUGUCCCUCGAUUGAAUGAAGGGGACCAAGUUGUACUGAUCAACGGUCGGGACAUUGCGGAACAUACCCACGAUCAGGUUGUCAUGUUUAUUAAAGCUAGCUGUGAGAGACAUUCGGGGGAACUCGUGCUCCUGGUUCGCCCUAACGCUGUAUAUGAUGUAGUGGAAGAAAAGCUGGAAAGUGAGCCGGACUUCCAGUACAUUCCUGAGAAAGCCCCACUAGAUAGUGUCCAUCAGGAUGACCAUUCCCUACGGGAGUCAAUGAUCCAGCUAGCUGAGGGGCUUAUCACUGGAACAGUCCUGACACAAUUUGAUCAACUAUAUCGGAAAAAACCUGGAAUGACAAUGUCUUGUGCAAAAUUACCUCAGAACAUUUCCAAAAAUAGAUACAGAGAUAUUUCGCCUUAUGAUGCUACACGGGUCAUUUUAAAGGGUAAUGAAGACUAUAUCAAUGCAAAUUAUAUAAAUAUGGAAAUUCCUUCUUCCAGUAUUAUCAAUCAGUACAUCGCUUGUCAAGGGCCAUUACCGAACACUUGUACAGAUUUUUGGCAGAUGACUUGGGAACAAGGCUCCUCCAUGGUUGUAAUGUUGACCACACAAGUUGAACGUGGCAGAGUUAAGUGUCACCAGUAUUGGCCAGAACCCACAGGAAGUUCAUCCUAUGGGUGCUACCAAGUCACCUGCCACUCAGAAGAAGGAAACACUGCCUGUGUCUUCAGGAAGAUGACACUGUUCAACCAGGAGAAAAACGAGAGUCGUCCGCUCACUCAGCUCCAGUACGUAGCCUGGCCUGACCAUGGAGUUCCGGAUGAUUCGAGUGACUUUCUGAAUUUCGUUUGUCAUGUACGAAGUAAGAGAGCCGGCAAGGAAGAGCCAAUUGUCGUUCAUUGCAGUGCUGGGAUCGGAAGGACGGGGGUUCUUAUUACCAUGGAAACAGCCAUGUGUCUCAUCGAAUGCAAUCAGCCAGUGUAUCCUCUAGACAUUGUCAGGACCAUGCGAGACCAGCGAGCCAUGAUGAUCCAGACACCCAGUCAAUACAGAUUUGUAUGUGAAGCUAUUUUGAAAGUCUACGAAGAAGGGUUUGUUAAGCCCCUAACGUCAUCAUCAAGUAAAUGAGAAAGCGAAAGGAAUGGACUGUGUUGGGAAACUGCUGUCCAUCACACUCACGGUGCCAUAGUACUGCUCGCAGGAAGUGGCGUUUAAACAAAAAUGAAGAACUAGCAAAAACUUGGAAACUUCAGCACUGCUGCACUUUACGUUGAAGAAGUCACUCUCUCGAACUCUGGAACUCGUGUAUUUGAAGACUGUCUCAUGCUUUGCUCCGAACAAACACUGACUAACUGAGUAUGUUCAGGGUAAUUUAUGAAGUUUGUGGUGGUACCACGUGGUCCCCUUCUGGCAGAGUUGCCACAGACAAGGCUCAGAGUCCUCGUCAUCUCUAUUACACACCUGUAUCUUGAAAGCAAAAAGAAGUGAACAUCAGGAGUCAGCCAUGGUCUUUCCCUGUGGUUCAUGUACUUAACUAUCUACUAAUUUUCAGAUUUUAUUUUUAAAAUUUUAGCAAUAUCGUUCUCAAUAUUAGCCAAUAUUCUGCCUAUGGAUGCAGCACAUCUUUCCCUGUACUCCCCCGGUAGAGACCUGCUGUUCGUGAGAAGUAUGGAAUUCGCUUUUCCCAGGAAAUGCUGCACAUUGUCCAGUUACCAGCAUCUUCUAGAAGUAUAAAUAUGAAAGAUGAGUCUACACGUUCUCUUGGAUUUAAUAAUGUAACUUAUAUUUAUCAUAAGGCUGGCUUAUUCCAAAUCAUGUGAUUUCACAUACUUGAUGUAAAUGAAUGCAUGCAUUGUGUCUUAACCCCUUAAGUGCCUUGAGACGUCCUUGUAUGUCUAACGAAAAGGCACUCAUUUGACCCCACUAGGAGGUAUGUAUGUAUAUUGUACAUUCUUACAUUUUUGUGAAUUUUCAGUAAGUUCACAUCUUAAAGAACAGCUUCCUGUAUUGAGAGUUAUGCAGUCAAAGAAGGGUAAGGAAGUUCUGUUGCUUUCAUUCUGAACUCAAUGCUUGUAUUUUGCCAUAAAAAAGGAGAGAGAAGAGAGAAUUUGUGUUCUUUUGAGUGAACGCGCUGCUGCUAUCAAAUUUUUCAAAAUCUGCACAUUCCUUUCCUGGGGGACAGGGGUUCAGUUCAGCGGUUCAACAUAAAAAGACGCUUUAUUCUUCAGAUUUCGUAUUUAGUUUAUCCCCGCUCUUAGAUAUGAUAUCUAAUAUGCACAUAAGAGUUAAACAUCGAUACUCUAAGGUAAAGUUAUAACAGCUGAUUAUGAUUUAUUCCCAUCACUAACGAAAUUGUUACUUUUCAGAGUCCAUUUCAGUUCAUAUCAAGCUUUGUGCACACUGUCGAGAUGCUUCAACCGAGGAAGUGUUACUGGCUUGUCUCUACAUGCGAUCGCUCAGUCACUGUCAUGAGGGUUGCUUGUCAUUUUUGUGUAGUUAAAUUGCUCCAGUUUGUAUGUACUAAUUUAAAUUGCAAGUAUGUUAAUAAGGAGAGUUUUGGUUGUCCAGCCUGGUGGAAGAUCUGAUUUCCCUUUAAGGAUGUGUAUAUUUUCCUCUUUAGGCUGUUGUUUUAUUUUUAGUUGCCCAGUUUAAUGAGGGAAAUUUGCUCACCUACUCAAAUGUUAUUUUACACAAUUAUUUUAUAAGAAUUGUGGUCAAAAUAGAUUUAAAUAUCAAUGGCUUUUUAAUAUUUCUCUAUAGUCUUGAUGAGAUUUAGAGUCAAAUGAGAGCUAUUUUGGAAUGCCAUUUAGUAUGAGAAGAAAAAGUACGUUUAAGAAACUUCAGUCUAAAAUGAUAACAUUUCCAAGUAUUCAAAAUUCAUAAUAAUAAUUUUUAGAAGUUAUACUUCUAAACAUUAAUAGACAAGAUACCAAAUAAAUUAUCGUUUUAAAAUAUUUUAAAAUUUGUUUAAAGAGAGGAGUAAACAUAACCUUUAUGUCGAAGAGAGAUUGUCUUAUCUAUUUCCAGAUUUUAGAAUGAAGACAGUGUAGGAUAGUAAAUAACCAUAGUGUUAUGUAAACAUUCCAUUCUUACCACCAGAUAAGUGUAAUCUAGGCUGCUGUGUGGCACCAUGAUAAAUUGGAAGCUGAAAACGUAAAAUCAUGCUGGGGGGUCGGGGGAUGACGUAUGAUGCAACUUUCAGCGGUUGUUUCUCACGAGAAUGUUCUGUGUGUAUAGACGAAUAAGGCAGCCGUAGACAGAAGGAGACGGCUGUGUAGAUGCAAACCCACAGAUGUCAUGGUUGGAGUGUUCUUUAAUGUAACGCUGGGUCUGCACUUCUGAAAGUGACUCUAAUAAUUUGUGGGCCACGCGUAAUGCUGCCUUUCUCUAAUCAUUAAUGCCUGUCUUUAAAUGACAGUGUCUUAGAAGCUUAGAAUUACAUUUGAAUUUCUCCUGUGUGAAUUUUCAUCUGAGCGCCACCCUCUAUCAGUACUUUUAUGUACAGAAAGAUCCUUUUUUAAAAGCAUUUUUAUUGGGAUCUUCCUUAAAUUUAAAAUAAAUUGUCCUUCACACCUUCUUAACACGAAUAUGCUAACUAUGUUUCCCUGUUCACCCAAAAGAUAAGACUUUAUCCAGCACACCUAAGAAUUUUUUAACCUGUUUGUUAGUAAUCUAAAGAGGUUUCUAAGGAUAGUCCUAGCUUUCAGACUUCAGUUAGUUCUAGACCUACUCCAUAUCAAUGCAGUUUUGUGUGAUAAAAUUCCUAGUGUCUAAGCUACUCUCCCCUCCUCCAGCUACCCCUCACACACACUCGAAGAAGCAAUGCUGGUUUUUAUUCUGACAAAUGGAAAUAGAUACUGAUGAAUCGAUGGGCUUUUGUAAAUGCUAAGAAGUGUUUGUGUGACCUUUCCCCUGAUUUGGGAUGGCUUUUCCACGUUUAUUGAGCAUCUGAUUUGUGUCAGCACUGUGUACAUAGGAUUAGGAAUAUUUUGGAAUAGGCUUUAUAUUUCCCAAAAAAGGCGUUGGUAGUAUUUGUUACGCCAAUGCAUCCGUUCAAAACAGCGGCAGAGUAAACAACCUAAGAAAUAAUUCCCUUUGUGUGGCCUGCUAAUACUAGUAGGAUGGGUAGACAAGGGAGGAUCAUUUUGAUUACGAGUAAAGAGAAAAUUGAUUGUAUGAAAACUAUCUUCCAAUAUGUAAAUGUGACGUGAAGCCAUGAAGACAGUUGCUUGAAGGUCGCGAGAACUAGCACGGACACGGAGAUACUUUUGUGCGUUUAUUUAUGUGUGUAUUUCCCAAUGGCCAACGCGCACAAACAGAAGGAAAGGGUUGUUGGAACUAGAGGGUUGUUUAUUAUCUGUUGGCAGGUCUGAUCGGGUCUAAUCAGGUGUCUGAGCAAAAGUCUUCUGUCUCUACUAGAAGUAAUAAAACUUGCGAGCUGAAAGGGACUUGAAAGAUUUGCUCCAGUCUCCCCUUCCCCCAUCUUAUUGGCACAAAGCAGAGGUUCCGCAGGGCAAGGGAUUGAGCAGAGCCUGCUUUUCCGCAGCCUGAGGUUCCCAGUUCUCAGUCGGGUGUUCUUUGUAUCCUACUAGGACGUCCGUAAAUUAUAAUGUGAAUAUGUGAAUACCCUAAAUUCUUGUAACUUUUAGCCCGUUUCAGCUCAAAGAAGCAUACGCGGGCAGUGUUUUCACUUACUAACUGUGGUGACCUUGGAAGAUGGCACUUAGGGUAGAAAAUAACUAGGCUUCAGAAGUGAUCCUAGGAUGCUCACUCAGUUUGCUAGUCCUGCUUCCCCAGCAAGCAUGGGCUUCUGUAUUUAGGUUCGUAUCCGUGCAGUAUGAAGACCUUCUGGACUGCAAAUUAGAGGACUAGUUUUUAAAAGCACUUAAAACAUAUAACAAAGAUUGAGGACGUAUGUUCAUUUAUAAUAAAUUUAUGUCCAUAUUGUGAACAUGUAAGAUAAUCAAAGCAUUGUUUGUUUUAUAGUCUUAUUGGGAAGGGAGAAGGAAACAAGAAUUUCCGACGUGCUGUUUAAUAUUUGUAUUUUGAAUAUUUAAAUAUUCAGAUGAUAAGGUUGCCAAAGUAGUUUUGAAUUGACAAGAGUUAUUUAUACCACAGUCACGUGGGAAAUGUUUACAGGCUUUUUAUUAUUGUAGUGGCCCUUCUGUAGUUCAGAUGAAUUUGCAUUUAAGACACUCAUAGUAAAUACUUUAUGGUGGUUAUUUGUUGGAAUAAACAUCUCAUAAUAAUAUGACAAGACAUGGAUAAAUUAUGCCUCAGCAUGCUUUUUAUGUAAGCAGUCACAUCCAAAAAGUAACUGACUUUAUGUUAAUGUUGCUUACUCUACUCAUGGGCUUCAGCUACCCAGCCACAAUGCCUGCGAUCAUUUUUUAUGGUGUUUCCUCUAAGUGAAAUAGCUAUGUUAUUAAAGCCCGCCAGGUUAAUUUUAUCAAGUGUCAGAGUUACUGAUCUCUUGGUAAAUACAUAUUGGUGGCUCAGUGUGAUUACAAGCUGCAACGACUAUUUUAUGAAAUACUUAGAAAAUUCUAUAGAUACCAAGAAAUUUUUAUAGUCCUAAGACAUUUUGGAGGUAUAAUUGCUAAUACAUAAUCUCCCCAAUUUUACAAAGAACCUAUGAAAUUAUUCACUAAGUUGUAUGUUCAGGUUCAACUUACUUUAUAAUGUCUGUAACUAUUGCCAUCACAAUAUUUUAUUACGUAUAGAGUUCAUUUAUUCUUAGUAGUAAUUGCUACAGUAAGCCUUUUAAUGGUAUUUUAAAAAAAAAAAAAAA
Trichechus manatus latirostris (Florida manatee) is the source of this 7588-nucleotide messenger RNA. RefSeq names its product protein tyrosine phosphatase non-receptor type 4 (gene PTPN4). Gene Ontology annotation, biological process: protein dephosphorylation. NCBI's taxonomy places the organism in Eukaryota, Metazoa, Chordata, Mammalia, Sirenia, Trichechidae. The transcript has 27 exons. Bases 124 to 2925 code for a protein of 933 amino acids. Gene Ontology annotation, molecular function: cytoskeletal protein binding; protein tyrosine phosphatase activity. Gene Ontology annotation, cellular component: cytoplasm; cytoskeleton; cytoplasmic side of plasma membrane. The record is from RefSeq and is a predicted model, not a curated record.